Molecule: messenger RNA, 2457 nt
Organism: Pecten maximus
Lineage: Eukaryota; Metazoa; Mollusca; Bivalvia; Pectinida; Pectinidae
Product: cytochrome b5 reductase 4-like
Exons: 17
Coding region: 387-2444 (685 amino acids)
Biological process (GO): superoxide metabolic process; generation of precursor metabolites and energy
Cellular component (GO): endoplasmic reticulum
Molecular function (GO): oxidoreductase activity; heme binding
Source: RefSeq, a predicted model, not a curated record
AGACAUAAGCGGCAAGGUAAACAUUAGCUAAUGAACACUCGUAAAUUGAUUAGAUUUUAAAAUUGCGACUGUAUUUAGACUUCUUGAUAACGCUUAAGUAUUCAUUUCUGGAACGUAGAUGUGUCAUGACGACUAUACAACUAAGGUACUAUAUGUGUUUUGUUAUCGUCCAGCACCUGUAUCUUCUGACAGCUGCCGGAUGGGAUUUGCUUAAACAAUUGAUUUACAACGGUGAUUAAACAUUGAUCUAUAGAUAGAAGAUCUCUAAACAUAGAAGGGGAGAAAACUACAGAGAAGACAACCUAUAAUUACCUGACGAUAUCACAGCUGUGCUGACAAUGUCCUAUUUGACUCAUCAUUCUUUUUAGGAGCUGACAAGCUUUGCCAUGGGCUGUACCAGCUCUUCAAAUUUAGAUAAGAACAGCAAAUCUUCCUGUGGUAGUAGCAACAACUCAAACGACUUCAAAAUGGCGGGGAAACAAACUUUGGGCGUCGGUAGCCAGUUUCCAGCCCCAAAUUCUCAGCAACGUCUUGGAGGCUCUCCAACAAAGUCACGUAAUAAGGUGGCCCUCAAACCUGGUCGAUCUCUUAUGGACUGGAUUCGCCUUGGCAAUAGUGGGAAGGAUCUUACAGGGGUUGGUCGCAAGGUCUUGGAGGUAACACCGGAGGAGCUAGCUAAACAUGCCACGGCUGACGAUGCUUGGAUAGCUCUACGGGGAAAAGUAUACAACAUAUCUCCUUACCUAGAGUACCACCCAGGAGGGGAGGAGGAACUAAUGAAGGGAGCUGGCAUAGAUGGUACACUACUGUUUGAUGAGGUAAGCUGCAACUUCACCUAUGAUAAAAUGUAUAGUAUAGGUGAAGGUAUAGAGACAGAGUGGGGAGUUCUGGUUGAGGGUAUAGAGACAGAGUGGGGAGUUCUGGGUGAGGGUAUAGAGACAGAGUGGGGAGUUCUGGGUGAGGGUAUAGAGACAGACUCUUCAAAUUUAGAUAAGAACAGCAAAUCUUCCUGUGGUAGUAGCAACAACUCAAACGACUUCAAAAUGGCGGGGAAACAAACUUUGGGCGUCGGUAGCCAGUUUCCAGCCCCAAAUUCUCAGCAACGUCUUGGAGGCUCUCCAACAAAGUCACGUAAUAAGGUGGCCCUCAAACCUGGUCGAUCUCUUAUGGACUGGAUUCGCCUUGGCAAUAGUGGGAAGGAUCUUACAGGGGUUGGUCGCAAGGUCUUGGAGGUAACACCGGAGGAACUAGCUAAACAUGCCACGGCUGACGAUGCUUGGAUAGCUCUACGGGGAAAAGUAUACAACAUAUCUCCUUACCUAGAGUACCACCCCGGAGGGGAGGAGGAACUAAUGAAGGGAGCUGGCAUAGAUGGUACACUACUGUUUGAUGAGGUACAUAAGUGGGUCAAUUAUGAAUCCAUGCUUGAAAAAUGUUUUGUUGGAAAACUGAAAACAACUCCCGUCCAAAAAAGGGGAAGCCUGUCCUCCCUACUUCGACUCAAACCUAGUACUCCUAACGGUCCAUUAAAGCCACCUGCACCAAUGGGACCACCUCCUACAAUGGGACCACCCCCUCCACCAGAGCCCAGCCCUCCACGGUUUGAUUGGUACCAGAAUGAUAAGACUGUAACCCUUGUGGUGUACACCAAAUGGAAAGAGAUGAGAAAGGAGAAUAUCAUUAUAGACAGAAAUGGUCGCGACCUAACAGCUUGUGUGUACAUAGAGGACCACACCUUCACUAUACAUAUAGAUUUAGAAGAUGACAUCUCUGAUGAUUACGAAGUGACGGUACAGAAACAGUCAGGGAAGACAGAGUUGGUAUUACAGAAACAGACAACUGGGCAGCAGUGGCGAGGGCUGGGCAAGUUCCUGGACGGACAUAACACCUACAUACCUACAAAUGAUAAAGGUCUGGUGUAUAGAUGCUGCCAUGUGGAAUCUCUUGUUCGAAUAAACCAUGACACCAAGCUGUUAUGUGUUAGUCUGCCUCCUGGGACCUGUAUGUGUGUACCUGUCGGUUAUCACGUACAUAUACGUCACGAAGUGGAGGGUGUGAUGGUAGAUCGUAGUUACACCCUUGUUCAGCCCUCACUCGGGUCACCAGACACUGACCAUCGGCUAUCACAAGGAAAAGUGUUCUACUUGAUGAUCAAGAUUUACAAAAACGGAGCUUUGACUCCAUGGAUAGACUCAUUAAAGCCAGGUGAUACUAUAGAAGUCAGCCAGUAUGACGGAAACUUUAAUGAAAGUCGCCUAGCAGGACAAGGUGACCUCAUCAUGUAUGCUGCUGGAACAGGCUUCACACCGAUGGUUGGCCUCAUCAACCACUGUAUAUCACAGAACAUCAAUAGGAAGGUGAAAUUAAUGUUUUUCAAUAAGACUGAAGAUGAUAUAUUAUGGAGGGAACACCUAGACAGCAUAUCAGUCAAACAUGAGUGGUAAGUAACUGAUAGAU